AGCGAUCCCUCAUUCCUGUGCCGACUCUCAUCUCAUUCACAACUAUUCACUCAAAACGAGAGCACAAGUCGUAUAACGAGAGGAAGAAUAAUACGAGAAGAAGAAGAAAAAGUUUUUCUCUCAAAAGUGUUUGUUUCGUAAUUGCAUAUCAUUUUGGCGUUAAUUGCGUUGACGUGAGCCAUGUAUGACAACCAUCACCACAAUCUCCAACCCCUACAACACGCCUCACAGUCAGACAUAUCUGUCAGUCACACGAUUGGGAGCCAACAGUUGCUGUCAUCGACACAAUCAACGAUUACCACAAAUACAUCGCAAAUGAAUCCGUAUUACAGUUCGAGUAAUCUCUUGAGAUUCGGAUCCGUCGGACCACAACUCGAUCGCAACUCCGCACUGUUUCCGUACCAGAACUAUAUGGGCGUCGGUAUGAAUGCCAUGAAUAACCACCAGUGGAUUAAUCCCUAUGAAAAUCCUUUGAGUACAUUAAACGAUCUGACGCUAAAUAUAAUGAGCGCUUCUGUGGUGAACACAACCGACUCGCGUAAACAGCGUCGAAGUCGGACCGCAUUCACGCACAACCAAUUGGCGGCACUGGAGUCGACGUUCAGCCGAACCCAAUACCCGGAUGUGUCGACUCGCGAACGGUUAGCCCUUUUGACACAUUUACCCGAAGCCAGGAUUCAGGUCUGGUUUAAGAAUAGACGCGCGAAGUAUAGGAAAACUAUGAAAGGAAUUGGAGUUAAUGUAAGCGAACAUAAGUUAGAGAAGAGUAGCCCUCAGGAGUUGGAGAAAAGAGAUGAUCACUGUUUUGAUGCAAAAACUGAUGCAUCCGUUAAAGAACCGGAGGAAGAGGUGAUUGUGGCGGACGAUAGGCUUCUCAUGAAAGCAGAUGUCGAUAAUAUGAUUGACAGAAGAGGUUCAACCGAUUCUUCCUAUAAUAAUAUCCCAUCUCUUAUGUGGUCGUCAUUGUUAUGUGGAUCAACUGACUUCGACGAAGAGAAUGGUGUCUUCUAUUGUACAAUAUGUCAAACACAGACACAGGGCUUUACACAAGAGAGUGCGGAAGUGUUCAUCGAUAGGACCAAAGUCUUCGCCAAAGAGAUCAAAAGCAAAAAGAAACGCAAGACUAAAGAUCGGAAGACUAGUGUCCUCUGGACCACAACCGAAGCCUUCAAUAUAAUACUCCGGAAGCAAAUGAAUGGUGUGUUUGAGUUGAACGCAUCGCACAUGGAUUGGUCGGCCUUCAAGAAGUGCGCCACCAUUUUGUGGUUCAGUUAUCUCCGUAAGUGUGGUCUCGGCUUCACUGGUGAGGAGACGGCAGACGCCGAGACCAUCAGUCGACGCCUUCAUCCGGCCUCACGUUUUCGCGACUUUCAGAUACUGACCAAUAAAGUGAGCGACUCUUUGCCGCCUUUCAAGAACGGCUCCUCCGCUAAAGGCUUUGUCGGUGUGUUUAAGUUGGGCGCAGACGGUGUCGUCCGCACUGUCGAGGAAUUGGAUUCGCUCGACGACUAUGUUUGCCAUAAGAGUGAUAAACGACGAGUCAAUGAUGUCUUCUCCGAGCGAAACAUCGAUCCGAGAGAUUACUCGAAGCAAAAGCCCUACGAAAUGAUGAUAUCGAAAGAGUCCCGAAGAUUACUAAUGAAAGUAUUAUCUGAAAUGGAUUUAAAGAAUUCGGUCGAAGAGACCAUCGGUUUGUCGGAAAAAGGCGUUGAUUUCAGUGACGAUACAGACAUUCAAUUCGAUAGCGAAGACUCCAGUAGUGAAGAAGUGGAGAAUUUGGACCAAAAGCCGCACCACUUGACACUGCUGUUCCUAUUGCACAGGUAG
Medioppia subpectinata is the source of this 1827-nucleotide messenger RNA. Lineage: Eukaryota; Metazoa; Arthropoda; Arachnida; Sarcoptiformes; Oppiidae. The record is from the annotation of a GenBank genome assembly.